Molecule: messenger RNA, 462 nt
Organism: Cylindrotheca closterium
Lineage: Eukaryota; Bacillariophyta; Bacillariophyceae; Bacillariales; Bacillariaceae
Source: the annotation of a GenBank genome assembly
AUGCUCAGAAGCAAGGCAGGUCAAGAAGGAUGCGAUGUCUAUAUUCCUCCACUAACAUAUAUCUACACGGACGGUGUUGCACUGCCUCAAGGUCCGGUCGAUUUUCCAACUACCACAUCGAUUCUCAUCUUCAAUGCAGCCAUUGCCAAUCACUUGUUUGCAAGAGUACAGGGGCGAAAAGAGGCAUCGCUUCGCUACCUGCGCAAAGCGAAGAAGCUCUACGUAUUGGCGCAUGAGGGACAAGAAAACAGCGAUGUUAACUUCCUGUUCCACAUCGCCAUCAUAAACAAUUUGGCAAUGGUUGAUCUAGCAAUCGGCGAUCUGGAAUCCGCUCACAAGAGUUUCGAGUAUAUGGUCAGCUUGAUGAUGCUUCAGCUCGAUCAAGGAUACGAUCUCUCAUCCCAUCUGCAUGAUUUCCUUUCAAACAUACCUAUCGCAAUAAAGGCUGCGCCUGCGGCGUAG